AAUAUAUGUGAUGAUCUGAUAGAUUCAGUCAAAUCCAAAUUUGCCAGAGAGAGGGAUGCCAAGGAAACAGACAUCAUUAAAAUCAAGGCAUUCAUUGGUUUAUUAUACCUUGCUGGAGCAUACAGAAGAAAUCAUCAGUCUGGAGGAGCUAUAGGGCACAGAAGAAGAUGGGUUGAGAAAUUUGACCUGGUGAUGAGCAUAAAAAGAUUCAAGUUCCUCAUACAUUGUAUUCGUUUUGACGAUCGUACGAGCCGAGCACAACGGAAAGAAUAUGAUCGACUUUGCCCAAUUCGUGAAAUGUUCGAUUGUUUUGUUCAAAACUGCCAAAAAAAACUACCUCCUCGGAGAAAAUGUUACAAUUGAUGAGAUGCUGCCAGGGUUCCGUGGGAGGUGUGCAUUCAGGCAAUACAUUCCCUCCAAACCAAACAAAUAUGGUAUAAAGGUAUUUGCCCUUGUUGAUGCCAAAAUGAUAUACACCUGCAACAUGGAGAUAUGCACAGGAAAACAGCCUGAAGGGCCAUUUUUGGUCAGCAACAAGCCAAGAGAAGUGGUGAAACGAAUCGCCGAACCCCUUUUUGAGACAGGGCGCAACAUAACCACUGAUAAUUGGUUCACAGACAUAGAUCUCGUUAAUGAUUUGAAAAAAAGAGGCUUUCUUAUGUUGGCACAAUUAAAAAAAAUAAAAGACAGAUACCAGACAAUUUUGUCAAUAUCUCAACACAGCAGCUUGUUCCGCUUCAACAACGGUAACACUUUGGUUUCAUACAUUCCAAAGAAAGGGAAAAAUGUGAUUCUCGUUUCAUCACUCCAUGAAACUAAUGCCAUUGAUCAAAAUACCAGAGAGCAGCAAAAGCCAGAAGUGAUUACGUUUUACAAUACCACCAAAGGUGGAGUUGACACUACUGAUCAAAUGUGUGCAACGUUCAGUGUGAGCUGGAACACAAGAUGCUGGCUGAUGGUCAUCUUCUUUGCCUGUCUGAACGUAGCCGGCAUAAAUUCUCAAGUGAUUUCGAUUGCGAAUAAACUGGAACCGCUAAAAAGGAGAAUCUUCCUUAAAACUUUGUCUCAUCAACUUACGAUUGGACAACUAGCCCAACGAAGUCUAAAUACAAGGGGAAUGCCGACUCACCUACAAUUCCGCUUGAAAAGGUUUUUACCACAAGAAAAACCUGAAAAUAUUACCACCAUACCUCCAAAAAGACGCAAAUGUGCAUGGCUGAAACAGGAUUUAGAAGGAUGACAAAUUAUGAAUGUAAAAAUUGUCAUCAACCUUAGCCUUAGCCACGUAAAUCCACUGUGCCAAGCCUGUUAUUCAGCUGCAGAUUUCGAAGAUUCACCGUAGGUUUCUACCCGCUACAGCGGCAAAGAAUGGUUGCGCCACAUCAGACUGUAUACUACAU
Cimex lectularius (bed bug) is the source of this 1400-nucleotide messenger RNA. RefSeq names its product piggyBac transposable element-derived protein 4-like. Lineage: Eukaryota; Metazoa; Arthropoda; Insecta; Hemiptera; Cimicidae. The transcript has a single exon. The coding region runs from base 272 to 1240 and encodes 322 amino acids. The record is from RefSeq and is a predicted model, not a curated record.